Molecule: messenger RNA, 1491 nt
Organism: Talaromyces rugulosus
Lineage: Eukaryota; Fungi; Ascomycota; Eurotiomycetes; Eurotiales; Trichocomaceae
Exons: 8
Coding region: 1-1491 (496 amino acids)
Source: RefSeq, a predicted model, not a curated record
AUGAUCAGGACUGUGUCUUCCAAAUGCCUGAAAUGCCCUACUUUCCACGCAGGAAAAUGCGCAGGAACAGCUAAGCGUCUCAUGGCGACUGAAACGUCGGAAAUCACUCGAAAGGACAAAGAGGAGGGAGAUAUUUCUUCUGUAUUUUCGACUUUCUCCGGGAGAAAGAGCCCGCCACUGCCUGAGCGUUUCCGGGACCUAAAGCGUAACUUGACUGCCGGGUUUGAAGAGCAGAUCCAAAAGUCGUGGGAUGAGCUUGUUGAGAUUCUGAAAGUUCGGACUGAGGAGGUCGCCACCAAACGAGAAGCAAUCAUUCCUCAAAUACAGUUUUCUGACAUUCAAGCCGGAAAUGUAUCCCCAGCAAAUGUUGCUGCCAUCAGAAGCACUGGUGCUGCCGUCAUCAGAGGUGUUGUGGACAAGGAUGUCACCGAAGGGCUCCUCUCAGACGCUCGUCAAUACCUGACGUCUCGACCUUUCAAAGGCUUCCCGUCUACUUCAGAGACAAAGGUUAUCUACGAAUCGUAUUGGAGUCCUUCACAAGUGAGAGCCAGAUCGCAUCCUAAUCUUCUUGCCACACAAUCGUGGAUGAACCAGCUCUAUACUGCCGAUGCAAAUCAAAAGGUCGAUCUUACCGUCCCCCUCACUUACUGCGAUCGACUCCAAAUUCGCCCACCUGGCGAUAAGCUCUUUGCACUCCCGCCUCACGUCGAUGGCGGAGGGGUGGAAAGGUGGGAGGACCGCGCUUACAAUCAUACAUACCGCAAGAUCUUUCAAGGAAAGUGGCAAGAGUACAACCCAUGGGAUCUCACUGGUCGCCUUGAUGCCAACAUGAACAUGUAUGACGGACCAGGAGGAUGCUCGGUCUUCCGAAGCUUCCAAGGCUGGCUGGGGUUGUCCCGCCAUGGACCCCAGCAAGGUACUCUUGUUGUUCACCCGAUUUUGCAACCCGCCACUGCUUAUUGGAUGCUUCGGCCCUUUUUCAAGCCCACUCGGAAAGACUCUUUAGAUGGAUGGAAGUUCUCCCUUGAUGAUGAUGAGGGCAACGUUUACUUGCAUGGCGCCAAUCCGGGAACUGCUCAAGAGCACACCCCGGCCCAUCACCCUCAUUUGAGACUCAGCGAAACCAUGGUUCCCUAUCCCACCGUCGAGCCAGGUGAUACUGUGUUCUGGAGUGCGGAUACCAUCCACGGUACGGAGAUGGACAACACAGGAGACAUUGAUGCCUGUGUGUUUUACAUUCCAUCGGUUCCAUUGACCCCUAGCAAUGCGCAAUAUGUCGCGCAACAACGCGAGGCUUUUUCAAAGGGAGUUCCUCCACCAGACUUCCCAGGUGGUGUUGGAGAGUCGGAGUAUUCAGAUAGAGCGACAGCUGAAGACAUUCAAUCCGAAGCGGGCAGGGUUGCUAUGGGCCUAAGCCCUAUCAAACUACCUGGCAAGGACGAAAGAUCGAGGAAGCUUGAAAAGGAACUUAAUACAAUUCUCGGCUGCUAA